Messenger RNA from Silurus meridionalis, 2736 nucleotides. RefSeq names its product E3 ubiquitin/ISG15 ligase TRIM25-like. The transcript is spliced from 6 exons. NCBI's taxonomy places the organism in Eukaryota, Metazoa, Chordata, Actinopteri, Siluriformes, Siluridae. The record is from RefSeq and is a predicted model, not a curated record. Bases 65 to 1738 code for a protein of 557 amino acids. Gene Ontology annotation, molecular function: zinc ion binding; protein binding.
ACUUCAACUAAAGGAAGUAAAAACACUUUAACUCUGCUCUCUUUCUCUCUCUGAUGUUAGUAAAAUGGCUGAGGACAGCAAUAUUUCAGUGGACCAUCUUCAGUUCAGCUGUUCAAUCUGCCUUGAUUUGCUGAAGGAUCCAGUAACUACUCCAUGCGGCCACAGCUUUUGUAUGGUGUGUAUUAAUGACUUUUGGGAUCAGCCUCUUCAGAAGGGGGUAUACAGCUGCCCCCAGUGCAGAGAGACGUUCAUGCCGAGACCUGUACUGCGUAGGAAUAAUGCUAUGGCUGAAGUUGUGGAAAAGCUCAAGUUGAAAGACAUAAGCGCCGCUUCUGCUACUUAUUACAGCUCAGAAUGGGGAGAUGUGGAAUGUGAUAUUUGUACUGGGAGCAGAGAAAAGGCAGUCAAGUCAUGUCUGGUGUGCCUGGCUUCUUUCUGUAAAACUCAUCUCGUGUCUCACUUCGAAUCUCCUGUUUUUAAGAAGCAUAAGCUGGUCCAGGCAUGCAAACAUCUUCAAGAUAAAGUCUGUGCGCGUCAUGACAAGUUGGUAGAUUUCUACUGUCGAACAGACCAGAAAAUCAUUUGUGCAUUGUGUAUGUUGGAUGACCAUAAAGGCCACAAUGCCACAUCGGUUGCUUCGGAAAGAACCGAAAAACAGAAGCAGAUAAGAGACAUGCAGAGGAAAUCGCAGCAGAAAAUCCUUGAGAAGGAGAAGAAACUGCAAGACCUUAAACAGGCUGUAAACACUCUUAAGAGCUCUUCACAGGCAGCAGUGGAGGAAAAUGAGAGAAUCUUUACUGAGCUGUUUACCGUCAUUCAAGAAAAGUGUUAUGAGAUAACCGAGCUUAUCAGAGAGCAGGAGAAAGUUGAACUGGAUCAAGCUGUGGGACUGCAGAAGCAGCUGGAACAAGAGAUUGCUGACCUUAAGAAGAAAGACACUGAGCUGGAACUGCUAUUGGACACAGAGGACCAUGUGCAUUUCCUCCAGAGUUUUCAGUCCAUGUGUUCCACUCCUAAAACUAAGGACUUACCCAGGAUGACGAUCAAUCAACAUAUUUCUUUUGACGGCAUGAGGAAAAGUCUAUCUGACCUGAAAGAGCAAUUUGAGAAAUUCUGCAAAAAAGAAUUCAACAAAAUCAACCCAAAUGUUGCCAAGAUUCAGAUGAUUUUACCCAGUGAACCAAAGACCAGAGAGGAAUUUCUUCAGUAUUUUUGUCACCUGACCCUGGACCCUAACACGGCAAAUGAGGCACUAUGGCUUUCAGAGAAUUACAGGAAAGUGUCCCGCAGUGGGGGAUUAAACCAAUACCCAAGUCAUCCAGACAGAUUUGGUGGUUAUGGUCAGGUGCUGUGUAAACAGAGUGUAAGUGGACGCUGUUACUGGGAGGUUGAAUGGAGCAGGGGUGGAUGGGUGUACAUCUCAGUAUCGUAUAAAGGGAUCUGCAGAAAAGGACGUGGGAAGGAAUGCUGGUUUGGACACAAUGCUCAGUCCUGGAGUCUGGAAUGUAGCUCCACGUUGUCGGUCUGGCACAACGACGUUCAGACCAAGAUCUGUGGUCCGUUAUCAUUUAGAAUUGGAGUGUAUUUAGACCACAGUGCAGGAACUCUGUCAUUUUUCAGCGUCUCUGACACAAUGACUCUCCUCUACAGAGUCCAGACCAUGUUCACUGAGGCGCUUUACCCUGGUUUCUGGGUCAAUGCACUUGCCACUGCUAAGUUGUGUUACUCUGUAGAAUGACGAAAGCUUUUUCAUCCAUCUAAAUAUGUAUUAUGGGAAAUGUAUUAUGCAGUUGUGUAAAUCAUUGGUCCCCAACCACCGGGCCGCAGACCGGCACCGGUCUAUGGGUCAAUUGUUACCGGGCUGCACAGAAAGAAAACUUACAUAACUUACAAUUUUUUCCGUUUUAUUUAUUAUCUGAUUCUGAACGAUGAUUUACCUUCAUCCACUACCUUCUUAAAAGGGAUUGCUCCAGCCGGUAAAACAUUUACCGCUAAAUUGAAACCCCCAAACUAGAAAAAUUUACAAAAAACAACACAGUGGAAUCACAUUUAUUAUUAUAUUUAGAAAAUACCAGUUUUUAUGCCGAUCGUAUCAUUUUAUUUUGUUAUAUUUAUCCGCCACACCUUAAAGGCCGGUUUGUGAAAAUUUUGUCUAACAUUAAACCGGUCCGUGGCGCAAAAAACGCUGGGGUCCGCGGGUGUAAAACACAUGCUUUGUAAUUUAUUAUUUAGUUGUGUGUCAUAUAGAAAGCACAGUGGAUGCAUGCACGGAAAUACUUUAUAAUUUAUAAUGCAAAUAAAAAAGAGCUGGUAACAAGUAACAAAAACACAUGAACAUAAAAAAAAUAUAUAAUGUAAACAAGAAACCUAAGGUGAAAAACAACCACAACCAACAUUGUGAAGCCAGUAUUUAAGUAAGUAAGUGGGUCACUGCUUAGUUCUGGGCUAACAAUUGUAAAAGUUGUUCAAAUCCUGUUUAUAUUAAUAUUUAUUUAUUUCGUAUGUAAGUUAUUAAUGCAGCCUGUAGAAAUAGUUUUUUGUUUGUUUUAUGCCUAUAGUUUUUGUUUGUUUGUUUUAUGCCUAUAUUAAUUCUGGAAGAGAAUUUGUUUUUGUGCUACAAGUCAAAUGAUAUGAAAGUGUGUGUGUGUGUGUGUGUGUGUGUGUGUGUGUGUGUGUGUGUGUCUGUGCUUUCUUUUAUGUUAGCAAAAUGUGUAUUUGGUUUUGUAUUUGUAUUUU